AUGAAGAAAAUAGAUGCUGUGGACGAAUGGGCAAGGCGCGUGAGAGUUUGACCAGCUUCAAUACGUUUCUUCUCCGAUAUUAACGAAAAAGAAAGCAGGAAUUUAAAUAGAUAUACAGAGUCGUGACUCUUUCUCGUUUAAGUUGGAUACCAUUGUCAACAACGCCAGUAAGAAGAUCCAUUUGAGAGAUUACUUCCCCUCCUCUUAGAUUGUGAAUCCUGCAAGUACAUGAUCGGGUGCAAAUCUUAAAGCCAUUUGAGGUUUGAUUAAAUGGAGAAUUAUGGUUCUCAAUACCCUUAUUAUCCAGGACCUCCUCCUCCUCCUCCCAACUCAGAUCCAUACCCUCCACAAGCUUAUCCACCGCCACUUCAUCACCAGUAUGGUUCUAUGUCUCAUUCUGGUCCUUUGGAUUAUGCCCACCGUCCCCCACCACCACUUCACCACCACUAUGGUUCUAUGUCCCCUUCUGGUCCACCGCCUCAUUAUUCUUAUGAUCACCAACACCAACCUUACCCUUAUCCUCCUCAACAACCUACACUUCAGCCCCACGCUAGCUUUGCCUCCUAUCCCCCACCCCCUCAACACCCUCCUCGACCUCAUGAUAAUUUCGGAUCGUCUUCCCCACCUGUUUACCCUCCUCUUCAUGACCUUAUGGGUGCUCUCACCCUUUCUUCUCAUCAUCACCCACCAUCUUCAAACCCCGGCUCCUACCAUGGACAGCCUUAUCACUCCUUUUCAACUCAUUCUCAUUUGUCUCACUCGGGCAGGCUUGAUUCCCCACUCCCACAUAGUCCCAGUUUGCAGAUUGUUCCCUCUGGUAAACCCUCCUUGAAGGUACUCUUGCUGCAUGGUAACUUGGACAUUUUGAUUUAUCGUGCCAAUAACCUCCCUAACAUGGACUUGUUCCAUAACACACUGGGUGCCGUCUUUGGAAGCAUAAGCAACAUGAUCGAAGGACAGCUGAGCAAGAAGAUCACGAGCGACCCUUACGUUUCCAUUUCAGUUGCUGGUGCCGUCAUUGGAAGAACUUACGUCAUGAGCAACAGCGAGAACCCUGUCUGGCACCAGCACUUUUACGUUCCCGUCGCUCAUCAUGCCGCCGAGGUCCAUUUUGUUGUCAAGGACAGUGAUGUUGUGGGUUCUCAGCUUAUAGGACUCGUCACCAUCCCCGUCGAGCAGAUACACUCUGGUGCAAGAAUCGAAGGAACUUACUCCAUUCUGAGCAGCAAUGGGAAGCCUUGUAAACCUGGGGCCACUCUGACAUUAUCUAUUCAGUACACCUCAGCGGAUAAACUCAGUGUUUAUCACAGCGGAGUUGGUGGAGGUCCUAGUUACCAGGGUGUCCCUGGAACGUAUUUUCCUCUCCGGGAAGGUGGGAACGUGACGCUGUACCAAGACGCACACGUACCUGAAGGGAUGCUCCCGAGGAUAAGACUCGGGAACGGAAUGUAUUACGAAAACGGAAAGUGUUGGGAUGAUAUGUUUCAUGCCAUAUGUCAGGCUAGGCGUUUGAUUUACAUCACGGGUUGGUCAGUGUGGCAUAACGUCAGGCUUGCUAGGGAUAAAGGAAACCCUGCAUCGGAAUGUACACUUGGUGAGCUCCUAAAAUCAAAGUCCCGAGAAGGUGUGAGAGUCCUGCUUCUCGUUUGGGACGACCCUACUUCACGAGACAUCUUGGGAUACAAAACAGAUGGAGUGAUGGGAACCCAUGACGAGGAGACUCGCCGUUUUUUUAAGCACUCCUCAGUUCAAAUCUUGCUAUGCCCUCGAAAUGCUGGAAAACGACAUAGUUGGGUCAAACAAACGGAAGUUGGAACCAUCUACACACACCACCAAAAGACUUUGAUAGUAGAUGCUGAUGCUGGCGGUAACAGGAGGAAAAUCGUAGCUUUUGUAGGCGGACUUGAUCUCUGUGAUGGCCGAUAUGAUACACCUCAACAUCCCUUGUUUAGGACGCUUCAAACAGAUCAUAAAGGUGACUACCACAACCCCACUUUCACGGGUAACCUCUCCGGUUGUCCAAGAGAACCUUGGCAUGAUCUGCACAGUAAGAUUGAUGGCCCAGCUGCGUACGAUGUCCUGACCAAUUUUGAGGAGAGGUGGCUGAAGGCUGCGAAGCCUCACAGAAUCAAUAAAUUGAAGACGUCAUAUGAUGAUGCAUUGCUCAGGAUUGAAAGGAUCCCAGAUAUAUUAGGAGUCUUUGAUGCUCCUACUGUUAGCGCAAACGACCCUGAGGCUUGGCAUGUUCAGAUCUUCCGUUCCAUCGAUUCAAACUCUGUCAAAGGUUUCCCAAAGGAUCCAAAAUAUGCUACAAGCAAGAAUUUGAUGUGCGGUAAGAACGUGCUCAUCGACAUGAGCAUACACACCGCAUAUGUAAAGGCCAUUCGUGCAGCUCAACACUUCAUCUACAUUGAGAACCAGUAUUUCAUUGGAUCCUCUUACAACUGGAAUGCUCACAAGGAUAUAGGUGCCAAUAACCUGAUUCCUAUGGAAAUUGCUUUGAAGAUUGCUGAUAAGAUCAGGGCAAAUGAAAGGUUUGCUGUCUAUAUUGUCAUCCCAAUGUGGCCGGAAGGAGUUCCAACCGGCGCUGCUACACAGAGGAUUCUAUAUUGGCAGCACAAGACAAUGCAAAUGAUGUAUGGGACUAUCUACAAUGCGUUAGUGGAGGCUGGGCUUGAUGAUAAAUUCUCCCCACAAGACUAUCUAAAUUUUUUCUGUCUUGGAAACAGAGAGAUGGUGGACGGAAAUAAUGAAACAAACCAAAGCAACGAGAACACUCCUCAGGCAUCAUGUCGAAAGAGCAGAAGAUUUAUGAUAUAUGUGCAUUCAAAAGGGAUGGUUGUUGAUGACGAGUAUGUGGUAAUUGGAUCUGCAAACAUAAACCAAAGAUCAAUGGAAGGCACGAGAGACACGGAGAUUGCAAUGGGAGCUUAUCAGCCUCAACAUACAUGGGCAAGACGACAGUCUGGUCCUCGCGGUCAGAUAUUCGGGUAUAGAAUGUCACUUUGGGCAGAACACAUGGCAAUGUUAGAUGAUAGCUUUGAGGAGCCAGAGAGCCUAGAGUGUGUAAGCAAGGUGAGAAGAAUGGGGGAGGAGAACUGGAAACAGUUUAGGGCAGAGCAAGUGUCGGAGAUGAGGGGACAUCUGCUCAAGUAUCCGGUGGAAGUUGAUCGGAGAGGCAAAGUACGGCCACUACCAGGGAGCGAGGAGUUCCCUGACGUUGGGGGAAAUAUUGUUGGAUCCUUCCUUGCCAUACAGGAGAAUCUUACAAUCUGAUUGAAAGCACUUGAUGAUGAUUGUGUUUUGACUUGCACAUUAUUCUAUUUAUUUUAUUUUAUUUUUUGAACUUAA
Messenger RNA from Brassica rapa (field mustard), 3351 nucleotides. RefSeq names its product phospholipase D beta 2. Gene Ontology annotation, molecular function: D-type glycerophospholipase activity; calcium ion binding. The record is from RefSeq and is a predicted model, not a curated record. Lineage: Eukaryota; Viridiplantae; Streptophyta; Magnoliopsida; Brassicales; Brassicaceae. Gene Ontology annotation, cellular component: plasma membrane. Gene Ontology annotation, biological process: phosphatidylcholine metabolic process; phospholipid catabolic process.